Molecule: messenger RNA, 1425 nt
Organism: Ramularia collo-cygni
Lineage: Eukaryota; Fungi; Ascomycota; Dothideomycetes; Mycosphaerellales; Mycosphaerellaceae
Exons: 1
Coding region: 1-1425 (474 amino acids)
Biological process (GO): peptidyl-serine phosphorylation; intracellular signal transduction
Molecular function (GO): ATP binding; protein serine/threonine kinase activity
Source: RefSeq, a predicted model, not a curated record
AUGAUACUUUGCAUCGAAGAAGCCCACAGGAUGGAGUGGAUUCACAGGGACAUCAAGCCGGACAAUUUUCUAAUUAGCUCCUCAGGGCAUCUCAAGAUCUCUGACUUUGGUCUCGCAUUCAAUGGCCAUUGGGCGCACAGUCAAGCAUACUACAAUGGCCAGCGCGAGACCUUGCUAGAGAAACUGGGGAUUGGCAUUAGAGGUGAUGAGCAAGACGUCGCCGACGAAAUCGAUCUCCAACAAGACGGAGAGGCACAUGUCGGACGACCCGUGAACAAGGACCGCAAGCAAGAUGCCGAGGAAGCAGCACAACGUGAAGGCCUUCUCAAUUGGCGAAAUCGAGUUGAGAAGCGCAAGCUAGCUCGCAGCAUCGUCGGCACAAGUCAGUAUAUGGCCCCUGAAGUCAUCUUGGGACAGCAGUACGAUGGUCGUUGCGACUGGUGGAGUAUCGGCAUCAUUCUCUACGAAUGUCUCUACGGCAGGACCCCCUUUUACUGCGAAAACCGCCAACGCACCAAAGACAGCAUCGUUGCGCACAAAGAUACUCUGACAUUUCCCGACCAAGGUCGUUGGGCACGACCAUCAUCGUCGAAGCCCGUGCAGCUCCCGCCGCCCAGCGAAACUGCUGUCGAUCUGUUGCAAGGGAUAUUGACCGACAAGGAAAAUCGACUUAGUUCCCGCAGGUACCGGUAUGCUGAAGGUAGAAUACCCAGACGCCUUUCCACAGCAUCCGCGCACGUCAGUCCUCUAGCUUCGCAUGUCUAUCCAAAUGGAGCGGAGGACAUCAAAUCACAUGAUUUCUUUCGCGGUAUCCCGUGGACCCGCAUACACCUCAUGCCGCCUCCGUGGGUGCCUCGUGUCCGAGAGAAUCAGUCCAUUACAAAGUACUUUGAGGACGAGAAGGACAUCAUCACAGAUGAGUUGUCUAGUACACUAAGCCUCCAGGAAGAUGCUGGCGAGGGUGCCUCACAGGAGGCAUCAGGAUCAUCAUCUCACAGACUUGAGCUAGAACGGCGGAAGGCAGAAAGGGAAUGGCUGGAGCAAUUCGAGCUGGGUCUCCAAGGUUGUGCGUAUGGUGAAUUGGAUCGCGUCAAGCAGCACUACGGCGAAAGAUAUGAGGAAUGGAGAUGUGCUCGAAAGGAAGAGGUGGCCAAGCUGCGAGCGAAGAAUGGCAAGUGUGUAGACACGCCGUCAGCCGCAGCGAAGCCGAGAAAGGAGAAGAAGCGAGCCCGAGAUAAAGCGCUUCGUGAUCCAAGCGUGGCAAAGACAGUAAUGGAGCUGAGGAAAAAGGGUGCCUUCUUCGGGUAUACUUACAGGCGACCUAAGCACAUCAUCUUGAAGGAAGAUGGCAGAGUGAGAAGAACAGGAUUCUCGAGACCUACAAUCCUCCCGGUUGGCUGCGAUGGCCAGUUUUCGAGGAGAUGA